Molecule: messenger RNA, 1863 nt
Organism: Linum trigynum
Lineage: Eukaryota; Viridiplantae; Streptophyta; Magnoliopsida; Malpighiales; Linaceae
Source: the annotation of a GenBank genome assembly
AUCCACCUCCAAAUCAACCUUGAAAGCUUUCAUCUAUUUGCCGUCCUUGCCUUGAAUGUUCUUGGUAAUAGACAAAAGCUAAAUUUUUAAAGUUGCAUUUUUUCUCAUUUUUUUAUAUCUAUAAGAUCAGUGAAAACAGAAGAGAUAGAGCCAAAGCUAAGGUAAGAGGAGGAGGAGGAAGAUAAAUAGAAUUGGAACCAUGGAAUCCAAUCUAUGUGUAUACAGUUGAUUAUAGGAUCAGGUAAUUUAUUUGAACUAGGUUUUGCACCUAUUGUCAUAAAAGUGAACACAUUCAAUUUGUUUGACAAUACUAAUUGAAAAAUAAAGGAGAAUGCAUAUCAAUAUAUGUCUGUCAUACACAAUUACUCACGAUAUACUAGAAUUCAGAAAUAAUAUUUACGGUAUUAUCAAUUAGAAAUGUUAACAAAUAAUGAUCGGAGUGAAUCUCAACUUAGAAAUCACUCUAUUGGUAUUUGACAUUGUCGCUUCUGACCAAUUUGAGACUUUGAGUGGGUCGAUAAGCUUGGGAGUUGGGAUACAAUACAAUAUGGGGUCGUUUGGAUUGAGUAUUUGACAAACUUGUUGUUUGGGGUCAAUUACCACACAAAUACCACAUAAUAUAAAACCUGUUAUUUGGUAUGUGAUAUUUGGUCUCAAACUUGUUAUUUGGCAAAUACCUGCCCCCUCCCAAGUAUUUGGCAAACAACACUUUUUGUGUUAUUUGGUCUCAAACCUGUUAUUUAGCAAAACACUUACAUCCAAAUAACGCAUCUCACUUUUUGUCAGCCAAACAUGUUAUUUGAGGUCAAAUAACACAAAAUCUGUUAUUUGACCCCAAAUAACACCCCCAAAUACUCAAUCCAAACGACCCCUACAAGUACAACAAGGAUAGGGGUCCCAAAAUAACUCCAUCUAAUCAUGGUUAAUACUUAAUAAUGAUGGUAAAGUGGACACUGGAUCAAGCCUUUCAAUACGGGCCAAAAGUUCAAUUGGGCUAAACUAUUACCUCCCUGAAAAGCCCUAUAUUGGAGCGCCACCGCCUUUCAGAGAUCACACCUUUAAAGCUCCCCCGGCUCCCGCCACCGCAACCACUCAUCUUUCGUUGUUACCUCCCUGCGCCGCUCGGAAAACCCGAUAGGACGAGAUGCAGAUAUUCGUAAACCUACCGUCGCAGCAAACCUUAACUCUGGCCGCCACGCCGUCGGACACCAUCGCCGACCUCAAAUCCGCAAUCCAAUCCCGCGGAGGACCAAUUUCAAUCUCGGACCCUGCCAACGAACAAUACUACCAAUUGAUCCACGGCGGCAAGCUCCUCGACGAUGACAGCCGAACCCUAGCCGAGUACAGAAUCCGGAACAAGUUCGCGACAGUCGAUCUCCUCCCGCGGCUCCUCGGCGGCGGCGGAGGGAAGAAGAGGAAGAAGAAGGUGUUCAGCACGCCCAAGAAGGAGAAGAAGGACAAGGAGAAGCUCCCCGUGCUCAAGCUUUACAAUGUCGUGGACGGCGGCGGGUAUGAAGACUCGACAGGUGUGCUGGAGAGGUUGAGGAAGGAGUGUCCGAAGUGCGGACCGGGGAAUUUCAUGGCCGAUCACGGCGACAGGGUUUCCUGCGGCAAGUGCGGUUUGAGUUUCGCGCGCAACCCACCGCCGACGCCGCGUGAGGACGCGGAGGAGGAGGAAAGGAAUUUUGCUGUCGUUAGCGUUUAGUUUAGUUUUUUUUUUGUUUUUUUUUUACUUCUUACUCUUGGUUAACUUAAUAGAGAGCUCGAGAUCCUGCUAGCUAGGCCAUUGGUAUCCUUAUUAUAGUUCGAUUCCAUCUGUUACCUCUCGAUCAUCGUAGUUGUUAAUAGAGAACGUAUAAACAA